Messenger RNA from Podarcis lilfordi (Lilford's wall lizard), 10119 nucleotides. The record is from the annotation of a GenBank genome assembly. Lineage: Eukaryota; Metazoa; Chordata; Lepidosauria; Squamata; Lacertidae.
AUGGCGGGCGCCGCCAAUAGCAGCCGGGCGCUGCUGCUUCUCCUCUGCGCGCUGCUCUACCUGGCGCGCCUCAGCUCAGGUGAGUCGAGGAAGGCGCGAGACCGUCGCAGCCUUCUGGCUCUUGCUCUCUCGCUCGCUCUCCUUUUUCUGGAACGCUUCGCCUCACCGGGUUGCGCGGGCGCGCAGUCUUGCGCCGCCGAGGAAGCCGGCCGGGACGCCGCUGGAUUUUUGUGUGCAUGGACUUGCAUAAGCAUGGGGAAGAAUUUUUUUCGCCGUUUUUCCAGCCGAGCUUCUUCCCGCUUUGUUUAUAGUACCUCGGACAGAGGGGGUUGUGCAUUAAAGGGGUGCGCUCUGUUGUUCUGGUUUGGGCAGUCUGAAGCCACAAUCCUAUAUGCAGAUCGUAUAUUUGGAAGGGUCCGCCAGGGUCAUCUAGUCCAACCCCCCUGCAAUGGAGGAAUCCAGGGGUGCCAACUUGAAUAAAAUAGUUGGGGGCCCAGGUAAGCUGCGCCCCAUAUAAUCGAUCACAUGAUGGGGCACACACACACACACCUAUUUGAAUGGCAGUGCCCAUCAACUUGAAGGGGGGUCUCUAAUAUUUUAUAGGGGCAGAAGGCACCUCAGCCCCUAGGAGAUGGACCCUGUGCACAAAUUUCAACCAAAGCAUCCGUGACAUGAUGGCCAUCCAAUCUCUUGCUUAAAAACCUCCAAGAAAGGAGAGUCUGUUCUUGUGGGAGUGCAUUCCACCGUCAAACAGCUCUUACUGUCAAAAAGUUGUUAUUGGUGUUUAGUCCAAAUCUCCUUUCUUGCAACUUGAAUCCAUUGGUUUGGGUCAUAGCCUCCCAAGCUGGAGCUACCUGGGUACAAGCUUAGGUUUUGGUUAAAAGAUUACUCUUCCCAAAGUGCGAGGAUGAAAUAGCAUGAAAGGUAUGGAGUGUGUUGGCUGUGUUUGGAAAUAUAGUCGCUUCAAGUUAUUACGAGGGAUGUUCAUGAUGCUCAAGGACAACAUUUGUAGAUAUGCAAGCCUUUCAGUAUUAAUGUUUCCCCGGUAGAACCUUUAAAAGGAAAAUAACAAAGAGGUACAGGUUUUCAGGAAUUUCCAAUGGAGGCUCAAAACAGAUUAUUCAUAAAUUGUAAAUGGGUCGCUGGCAACAGGUGUUUUUUAUUUCAUUGGAUUUUGUGGAAAAGGUAAAUCCAGUUGGAGUGGGGGAAUAAGGGCUAGCAUUUUGAUGCUAAUGUCACGUAUAAAAUAUGUUAGCAUUAGCAGCACUGAUCCCACAAUAAGCACCUGUGCUAGACAUCUUCCUCCACCCCAUUUCCCAACUUUUUUCUACAAGACCAUUUUCUACCUGAAAUCAUUUGGCGAUUCUGUGGCUUAAUGGCACUGUAUUUGUCUAGUUCUAUGUGAUGUGUGAAUUUGGUUCUUGUGGAUAUCACGGGAGCGGAUAUACUGGGGUACAGUCCUAUAAAAUAAAUGUAUUGUUCAGAACAGACAAUGGAAUGUGGAAUUUUUGGAAAUUUCAUGGAAUUAUUAAUUGUAUACAUCAUACAUCACAGACUGGAAUUAUGAACUGAUUGUUGGAUGCCUCAGAAGUGGACAUUUUGAGCUGUUUUUGUUAUAAUGGGUUUGUCUGGAAAUGAUUAGUGAAAUCUUAAUAUUGUAAGUCUUGAAAUAAAUAUUCAAGAUCAAUAUUUUAAACAAUUUGCACUGUUAGUUGCAACAAUUUUAUUGACAAAAUAUCUGUGCUGUCUUGCCUCACUUUCUAAAGCUAAUUAUGUCACAGUGUUGUCGUCUUUAGCUGGAUCUAAUAAGGGUAUUAGGAAACCAUUCCUGCCAGUUCUCUAAACCUGAGGUUUUUUGUUCUUAAUUACAUAGCAAUUUACUACAUUAAAAAACCCCAGUACAAAACACUUAAACUUGAUCAUUACCUCCUAAUACCUUCCUCUUCAUUUUCUGAAUAGUGUAUAUGUUUGUUUGUUUUUAUUUAAUUUUCUAAUUUGGGUAUUGAUACAUCUAUUCUAUAAAGAAUUAUUGUUAAGUGGAUAUACUAAGGAGUACAUGCUCAUUGUAAACAGAAUUCAGUUUAUGUAUAGUUUUAGUUUGUAGAAUUACUUUUCUUACAAUUUGUUUUUCAACAAGAAUAGAAGCAUGCAUAACAAAAAAAGAUUGAUGGCCCAUAUAACUGAAUGUAAUCUGCCAGUUUUUAAUGACCAAAAUCUAAAUUAUUGCUUCUGAAGCUUGGGAACCCUCUUAAUAAAACAUUUUUGUCAAGCAUUAGAAUGGGUUUAAAGCUUGAGGAAAAUUACAGACUGUUCCCAGAAUAAUAAACAAUGUUGUGAAGCUGAGGCUGUGAGGAGCAUAUAAAUGUCCCUGAAUAGAAAAGAAAUCUGUCUGGAAGUGGAGCAUAAGUAAAUGAACCUUCUCUGCAUAUUCAGCAUUGAAAAGGGGUUAUUUUGCUAAGGUCCAUUGAGACUACCAUCCUGUUCCCCAUAGUGGCCAAUCCGAUACUACAGAGAAGCUCACAAGCUGGGCAUGAAGUCAGUACCCCUCUCCCAUUGUUUCUCCCCAACAGCUGGAGGCUCCAUACAUCCAACCACUUAUAAGACUAACUCUCCAUGAAUAAAUACAAUGAGAGUGUGAGUCCACAUUUUCCUCUGCCAAAAUCUCAGGUCAGAAAUGAGAAACCUGUGGCCCUCCUGGUGUUGACUCCCAGUUCCCAUCAGCCCAGCUAGAAUGGCCAGUGGCAGGGGACUAUGGGUUCUUCUGGCACAACAUCGCACCCUUUUUCUCUUCUUCUCCCACACGCUCUCCAAAAUCUUCUCCAGAGCUGAUUUUGAGGGGAUGCCAGGGUUGGGGCUUGGAGAGGAGGGGAGGUUCUCUUCUGCCAGUACAAAUCUCUGUGCCCUGUGGAAGUUGUCGUCCAGCAAAAGGACUACGGCAAUACUUAGAUAUUUUGGGCAUAUCGACCAUGCAGAUUUGGACUGACUUAACAGUCAUUCCUGUCCAACCCUGGAAACUAGUUUUGUGAUAGGAAUUGGGGGUCUUGGUACCAUCUAUAAGCUUUGUGAAUGGCCAUGAAACUGAUAAACUGAUACAUUUUGUAGUUAAACCCUUAGCCAUUUGUUGCACACAAAGAACUGUGGGCCAUGGAGUAAGCCAUAUAUUGCCUGACUAAUCCUUGUUCUAUUUCUACUUUUAAAGGCAACUCUGAAGUAAUGAAAGCAGUCAACAUUACCUGGUCAUCCAUCAAUUUUAAGACAAUACUACAAUGGGAGCCCAAGCCAGUCAACUAUUUUUAUACAGUUGAAAUAGAUGGGUAAGUUGAACAUAAACAUGGAGAUUGCUACCACACGUCUAGCCUGGUCUUACUGUAGUUAUUUGAAAGUAAGAACAAUUGGUUUCACUGAUUUUGCAUGGGGCUGCAGUUUAAUGCAUACUCUUACCACCCUUCACCCUUCAAAAGCAAAGCCACAGUUGAAUGCAGAUUUGAGAAUGAAGACUUGAGAUCUGAAGCUUUCUACUCCCUCAUUAAAAAAAAUAUAUCCAGCUACAUAGGCUUGAAUUGUGUCCCUCUUCUUCUGAUUACCACGAGGCCUAAUUAGUCUGUUUGCAUAUUAAGUAGAAUUUGUUCCUAAGUAGACUGUUAAUUUCUUUUUCUCUCCACAUCCUUCUGUUGCCUACAAGGCAAAAAAAGCAGUUUACAUGGGAUUAGCUUUAACAAGAGUGCUUCCACAUGGAGGAAAGUCUACCAUUUGGUAAUUGUAGUAUCUUUGUGCCAGUCUAUCGCUGAUCUGUGUAAUAUGCACUGUGCUGUGAGUAAAUUGUGCAUGCUCUAACGUAACUGAACUAUGGAAUCCCAGCAGCAGAACUGGGUACAACUGCUAAUAUUAGACCAGGAGUGGGAAACCUGUGGCCUGCCAGAUGUUGCUGGACUACAGUUGCCACCAUCCCUGACUAUUGGCCAUGCUGGCUGCGGCUGAUGGGGAGUUGGAGUCAAACACCACCUGGAACGCCACAGGUUGCCCAACCUUGUUCUAGACUCUGCAUGAGUUUCAAAGUGCCUUGGGGGACACUGUUUUUCUUCUCCACUAGAUCAGCUAAGCAAAGGGAGAUGAUGAAGAUCGAUAAGUUUUAAAAUGAUUACUUUGGUUGCUGCUUUUGUUUUGUUUUUAAGCAAAGAGAGCUGGUCAGACAAUACUGAUGUAAAUAGCAUUGUACUUUGUAUCUGACAAGGACUGUAUGGUGGUGCUUUCUGCUAACUUUUGGCAGUGAUGAGGUGUACAUUCUGAUAUUACUGCAGUUAGCCAGGUAUCGCCACUUAACACACUGGUAUAUUCCCCACUGAAAUAAAAAAAAAGGUUGCCCAGAAUUGUGCCUUAUGUAAAAUAACUGUUUCAUGAUCAACAUGGUAUUUCUGGGGGGAAAUGAUCUAAUUUUGAUAAAUACUGUGCUGCACUUACUUCAGACCUUUGUAGUUAGCUACCUGUCACUGCUAAUAUGAAAUUUCAUACUUAGUUACCUGUAAUAUCUAGGAAUUACACGAAGGUUGUUAAUGAUUAACAAUUCAGGAAGGGAUGAUAGCUCAGUGGAGAGUACACGGUUUGCAUUUGAAAGCCAGAUCCUGGUAUUUCCAGGUAGAACUGAGAAUAUCACCUCUGCCACCCUGGAAAGCUGCUACCCAUCAUUGUCAACAAAUACUGAGCUAGAUGGACUGUUAGCCGGACUUGGUAUAAGGCAGCUCCCUAUGUUCCAGUAUCAACAAAGAUAUCAAAGCUAUGCAUUUUCCUGCUACCUACUGUGUUUUAAUUAACAAAGUUGCCCUAUAAGUAAAGUUAUUGGAAGUGGCUAUUUCCUAUUAAUUCACAGGCAUGAAACUUUUAUCUCCCUAAUUAUACUCUUCAUUGCAUAUUAACAUACACAGACAAGCUCACAGCUGGUUUUGUUAAUUUGAUUGGACCUGUUUACAAAACAGACAAACUUCAUUAUCGUGAAAUACAUUCAUUCUAUGAAAUAUUAGCUAAUGCAGUAUGCUCUUGAUCUUUACAGGGACCGAUUAGUUCGGAAGAAAAUAUGCAUUCACACUUCGGCAACUGAAUGCGACGUUACAAAUGCACUGAAGGAUGUAAAAGAUGUCUACGUUGCUCGCAUAUAUUCCGAAGUGCCAAACAGGGACCCUGAUGAUUUUGAUAUCCCACCUUAUGAAGUGUCUUCAGAGUUCAUACCUUACGCCCAAAGUAAGUAAAAAUAUAUUAGCUCUUCUUUGUUUUUUUUCCACAGCAUGGGGCUCUGCACACAGAUUCUAAGUCUUACAAAGUGUUGAUAUACUUGUCCGUGCACCAGACCUGUAUAAAAGUUUAUAUAGAGAAGGCAUCCUAUCUGUCUGCUAUGCAGCCCUGAAAUUCACGGUUAAGGAACAAAACAUUAGUUGUGCAGGAAAUCCAUGCAUUAAAUGCAGCUGUAGGAAGGCAAGGCUAAUUUGACUGGGAGCAGCAAUGGUGAGAAUAUUUCCUCUACACCAUUCCCCCAGUCAAAAUUGCCUUUUCCUUUGCUGCGGUUGCUGCUUGCACCAAGGGGAGAAAAACUGAGGACAACCCUGUACCUCUUUCCUCCGUGUGUAGCACUAUUGGUAGGAAAAAUGGCGCAGCAGAGGGAAAGAUUAAACAUCUUCCCCCUCCUCUGCUUCAAUUAAACUGGCAAUGCCCUCACAGCACACACAUAUUGUUUAAAUAAUGCUGACAUACUAACUCACGCAAGUGGCUGUAAACGUGUGCUUUCUCACUAGACCAUCCUACCUGGGAUACCAUUUUGGUCCUGCGUUUUGUACCAUAGCUUGCAGAGUUUGUAUCGUAGGAUUCUUGUUGAUGUACAUUGGUUCUUACGCAGACAGGCAUGCCAACCAACAUGCUGGGCCCAUGGAGCAAGGAGCCAUAGCCAAGAUCUCCCUCCCCAUACAAAAGACGCCAAACAGUGUCGCCUUUCAUUUCUCUCUUUCUGUUGUUACUAAUAACAUUAUGAUUUAUGGCACACUGUGGUGCACCGCAUUGUAAGUGCUUGUACGGCAAGCAAAUCAGUCUUCAAGUCAGGUUUUGUGACAGGAGUGGGGAACCUCAGGCCCAGCGACCAAAUGUCACCCUUUAGACCUAACUGCAGAUUCUCCCAGGCCCCACACCAGCUCUGCUAUGUACCCUCAAGUGCUUUUGCCUGGUGAAAAUGUGUCCUUCAAUUGUGAUCAUGCUUCUCACUUUCCUGAAUGGGAGAGGUGGACAUGUAGAAACCUUUUAUUUUUGUGUAGCUGAAAUGUGGCCUACUGUGAAAAGUGAACACUGUUUAAAUUGCUCUGCCUGCUCCACUGGCAUGCGGCCCCUGGAAAGCUGCCUAUGAUAAAGUGUGGCCCUCAAGCUGAAAAAAGUUUUCCCCUUGCCCUUCUCUAUAAUGCCCUAAGUCAGGGCUGUCUAACUACCAAGAGACUGUGAUCUACUCCCACUAUAAAAAAACUGGUUGAGAUUUUUUUUGGAAGCCAGAGUUGUUGAGCUUAGGCCUCCCCUAAGACAUCUCCUUAAUUAUGCCAUGAGAAUAUAGCACAGCAAAGCUUUACAGCACAGUCCUGAAAGCUUACUGUGGCUCUUUGGUAAUAAAAUCCACUAGGAUAAGGUUACCAGAUUUUUUUCAAUGAAUCUGGGGACACUUUUCAAUUUCCUACUAAAUAGAUGGAUUUUGUCAGGGGACUGAUUUGCAAAUCCGGGGACUGUCCCUGGGAAAUGGGGACGUCUGGUAACUUUACGCUAGGAAGUCCUUUCUGCUGGGGAUAACCCGGACUGAAAUUCCCAGGUGCCAGAAAAGGUUAUUUAUGUAUGUAACAAUUGAGGCCCGUGUUUUCUUAGCCCCAAAAUGGAAAGUGAGCGAGGUAACUAAAGAGGAUUGGCAACUUAAGUUGACAGAAAAUGCACAACUUGCAGAUCUAACAUACAUAAAAAGAGAGCAAGAAGAACACAUGUUUAAAGAAGAUUGAAAAACAUUUUUUGAGUAUAUGGAAAGUAACUGUGUACAGUUGAAAACGCUGGCAGCAUUAAAAUAAAUUCAACAGAGUAAAUAAUCCUUGAUGGAUGCAAAAGUGGAAAAUUGAUUUGAAUGGUUACAGUAAAAUAUGCAGGGAUGUAUAAUAUGUAAAAUGAACCAUGGAAAGAGAAGAAGGGAAGUCAUUGGAUACUUUAAAGUUUGUAAAAUGUUUAUUUGAAAUUGUAAAAAUGAAAAAUUGAUUUAAAAAAUUAAUUUUUUUUAAAAAGAACCCUGCUCGGAGUUGAUUUUUAAUCAGUACAAAAACCACUUCUCUUCUAGCUGAGAUUGGCGUGCCAACAAUCAAAAGUUUUGAACAAAAAGAGAAAACUUUGAAAGUGGAGAUAGCAGAUCCUCUAACGCCUUACAGAUUUGAAGGAAAUGGAAGCUUUCGAAGUAUUAGGGACAUAUUCAAAGAUGAUCUAGAAUACACACUGUACUAUUGGAAAGAUCAAAGUACAGGAAAGGUGAGCAUCUGUUUUCAAUCUCCCAAGUCUUUAAUUUCCUUAAUGUUUAUAAUAAGUACAAAGGACAAGCUGGCAAUCUAAACUAAAUUUCUACUUAAAAGAAAUGAACUAUAGCCUUAAAAAGAGUUCAGUACUUUAAUAUUCUGGUCGGAGGCUGUUCUCCAGGUUCCCCAGCCAUCUGAAGUGUGGUGCUAUUGAAGAAAGGGGCUUUCAGCGGCAAAACCAUAGUUUUUGGAAUGCUGUCCCAAAAGAAGUUUUCCCAGUGCCUAUUCUGGUGGAAUUUGCUCCCACAAGUGGUAGUGAUGACCCUUGACUUGGAUGGCUUUAAAAUAUGGCCAGAUAAAUUCCUGGAGGAUAAGGCUAUGUUCUUCCUCUGCAGUUGGAGGCAGUAUGCCUUUGAAUGCCUUUUGCUGGAAAUCUCAAAGUGGGGGAGAGGUUCUGCUUUUGCGUUUCUCAUAGAUAUAAGCUUAGAAAAGAAUGCAGGACUAAAUGGGUGCCAGCAGGAAUCUUUUUAGGUUCUUAUUAUGCCUUUCUAGCCCUAAGUAAAUACCUUCUUAUCUUUACAGACUUUCAGAUUAGUAUUGGUCUGUUUUUAUUUGGACGCUACUUUUGCAGAGCUACUGCUUUUAGCUUAUUUCAUAUUUUAUCGUGCCCUGAUAUUGUAUUUGAAUGGCAUAACCCUGCAAACGCUAUUAUUUAAUCCAUAAAGUUUAUGCCUCUGCAUAAAAAGUUAAAGGAGACCAAAGUUAAUAUAUAUUUAUCUUCUUUUGUUUUUGAUGUUAAAAUUUUAAUCCGUAUUAAGUAUUAACCUUUUUCAUAUUGCAAAAAGGUUAAUGUUAGGUACUUAAAAGUAGAGGCUGAUGCUAAUACUCUUCCUUAAAUUUGUUAUACAUUUACAAACAGAUCUAUCUUUAUCUUAACCUAGUUUAUUUAAGUAUUUGAAAUAUGUCGAAAGCUUCUUUCAAGAAAAUGGUGUUUCGAAGGCUACCUUCAUUAGUAACAAAUGCACAAUUUUAUGAACGUUAAACAUUAAACAUACAGUUCAAUUUACAAUGAAACAAUCAGUUUAAACAAACCCAGUACAACAAAAUUCAACAGUCACCAACCACCACCAGCAUGCAACUAUUAACUUCCUGUUCCUACAACCACUUUUUUAAAUUUAAUGAUAUGACUAUUAAGAUGAAAGUACCUUUUCUCCUUUGAGCCUUUAACCUACUAUGUACUUUGGACUUGCUUAAUCUGUAUUCAGAGUGAAGAACUACAUUACUUGCAAAUACAUCUUCAAAUACUUUUUUUCUGAUUGUAGAAACAGGAAAACACAAAAAGCAACCUCUUUGAAAUCCGUAUCGACAAAGAGAAGAACUACUGCUUCUAUGUUCAAGCUACUGUUCCAUCACGCUCAACAGACCGUAGCAGUCAAAAAAGCAGUGUAAAAUGUACUAGUGUUAGAAGAGACGAACUGGAUGGUAUGUAUCAUGACACCACAAACUUAGCCUUUGGUAUAUAAAUCAUUCCUAUCAAAUUACUUUAAGCCCUUGCUGAUGGAUUUCAGUUUAGACUGCUUUCUGUGAAAGCUGUUGCCCAGUGAUCUCUAGGUGCAUUCAGUGUUUUACCUAUUUCUUGCUGCUGCAAAGUUGGCACUGCAGAUAGUCAGAAGUAGUUUCCUUUCCCAAAAUUGUGUUUUCAUCUGGUCACUUUCUUUCUUUCACAAGGACUGUCCACUUUUCCCCUAAGAGCCAAAUUCAUAUCCAGAAGUAUCGCCAUCCCAGUAUGGAAUUUUGUGGCAUAUAUAUUUCCCAAUGCAAAACAUCUAAGGCAUACAUAUGUUAACUAUGUAGCACAAUUCUUUGUAAGCUUUAAUCAGAAGCAAAUCCCAAUCAAACUUGGCUGCCAUGUCAAUGUGCAUAUGCUUGAAGCCUUAAAUGUGGAGGACCUGGAAUUCCUAGAAGGGCUGUAUCACAUCAUUGUUCUGAAUGCGUAGGUGGGUUCUAACCAACUUUUGAGUCCUGCAUUGGAGCAAAUCUAUGUUGUUUGUUUGUUUAAGUAUGAAGUAGUUUCAUAAAAAAUACAUCAUGCUUGGCAGAAGGACUGAUUCCACAUUAAAGGGAUGUGGGCUUUUUUGAGGACUACAGACCAAUUAGAUGUCGCAAGAAUGAUGCGGGCUGCUUGGUUUAAGCAACAAACAUAGGGAGCUAUGUUAGAGAAGGGUUCAGACCACAUUGUGUAUCCCAUGUUUAAACACCAGCCCUGCUUUAUAUAUGAUUGUUACAGACACAUAAUUAAACUAAUGUGAUGCCCUGCUUAGGACUCUAAGAUUUUAGCCUUCAAGAGAAACAGCUCAACAUAUUUCAGGUUUGGAAUCCAGAUUAGUUUUAUUCUGAAAACAUAUCCAAUAGCUGUUGGGUGAAAAGCAUGUCCUUGAACUGACUUUGUGUCUUUUUUUCUUCUUCUUCAGGUCUUGAAUUAGAAGUAAUUCUUAUAAUAGUAGCUGUUGCAGUUGGAAUCAUCGCUCUAAUUAUUAUUUUAUCUGUGGUUGCAUAUAAAUGCACAAGAUCAAAGCCAGCAGCAACAAAAAAAGAGAGUGUGCCCCUAAAUGCAUAA